This is a messenger RNA of Dendronephthya gigantea, 1887 nucleotides long. RefSeq lists its product as uncharacterized. The record is from RefSeq and is a predicted model, not a curated record. The transcript is spliced from 13 exons. The coding region runs from base 49 to 1887 and encodes 612 amino acids. NCBI's taxonomy places the organism in Eukaryota, Metazoa, Cnidaria, Anthozoa, Malacalcyonacea, Nephtheidae.
CAGAUGUACCUACAUAGCUGGCAAGGUGCAUGAUCACUUGUAUUCAGGAUGAAUCACUGGUUGAAAUUAGCCUUUGCUAUUGGAAUUGCAUUUUGUUUUGCAAAUGUUAACACAAUCAAAAUAUUAAAAGGAAACAAUCCCGGAUUAUGCUCCAAGAAAAACAAAGGGGAGACAUUUCUGGUUCGUGAUCGAGAAAACAAGUAUAAACUGUUAAUUUGUACAAACGACAAUGGUGUAUUUGCAUGGAGAACACUUAAUGGUAAAAGCCCACCUGGUGAAUUUUUCAACCCAGCAUAUGAUUGCACAGAUAUUUUAAACCGUGAUCCAAAGGCAAAAGAUGGACCAUACUGGAUAAAUCUCGGCAAGAAAUCGUCACCAAGAAAGGUGUGGUGCGAUAUGAUAACGGAUGGUGGGGGAUUCAUACUUAUUGGUCGUAAAAAUACAUCAGAGACAUGGUCAGUUCCCUCCAAUAACAAACCAGUGACACCAUUUGGUGAACCUCAUUGGUCAAGUGAUCUGGGGGAGAUGCCAAUAGUUGACUUUAGAGUGCAAGUAGCAACCGCUGAAGAUUUCAAGACCACUAAAGCACAUUGGUUUUACAGACUGAGAAAGUCUCGUAAGUUGAAAGACUUGAUGAUUAUCAACAAAGGUGGAUGCGACAAACAUUCUCCUGGUAUAGGAGACGUUGAAUUUGUGAAGAAUUUGAUAUCUGACACAAUAGUGACAAGGAAGUUCAGGUGUUCAAAGUUUGGCUUGGCCCACCACCCUCGCACAAAAUUUGGUUGGCAUAUGAUGAAUUCAUGCUUGCAAAAACCGUGCGGAUAUGGAUUUGCGUAUCAUCCUUUGAUCAAGCAAUUUAAAUAUCAGACGGACUUUUCUGGUGCAUUCAGCUAUAGUGUGUCAAGCAGAAUUUCCGGGAUCAGUUAUGCUGCAACUGCAUUUGUUGGCUGCGACAACGGAAAGUGUUGCAGUUGUUAUGGUCCAAAGAACGGCAAGAAGGAAUAUUGCUUAAAAGAAUGUAAAGCACAGAAUAAUGGCACUGUUCACAAAAACAACGUAUUUACAUGGUUUUGGGUACGAUCCUCACUACCGAAACGUUCCUGGAACAAAUGCAUGGAAUACAAGACAAGAGAAGGCGGCAAAACAGUGUGGUACAAGUUUGUUGACGGCAGUGAAAUACCCAUUUUAGGGCGUUGUGCAAAGGGUAAAGUUCGUUUUUACGAGGGGAUGCUAGUCGUUCCAAAUAACAAAACUGCUGCCAAAGUUCCGUCUGUCACAGGAAUGAUGGUAUAUCGAACAGAUAAUCAAAAGCUUUAUGUUCAGGGGGGUGAGAAACUGGAGCUUAUAGCGAAACAGAAAGAGAUAAUCAAAAUCUUAAAUAAAGACAUUGCGGAACUGAAGACCAAAGUUGAAAAUAUUAACCAAAGUAUCACCAACCGGAUGAGAUCGUUUAAUUACCAAGAUAUUCCAAGUAAUAUUUUGUUCGGAAUGCCAAGCUUUAUUGAUCAACUCAAGCAAUGGUUGCCUCCGCAUAGAAGUUUGACAUUAUGUUACCGAGCGUCCGAGGACAGUUGGGCAAGCAAAAGGUUCCACGGCGCUUGUGAUGGUAAAGGAGCAACCGUUACCAUCAUCAGAGUUUAUUCCUACAUAUUCGGAGGCUACACGGACAUCUCCUGGGGUGGCCCUGGUUAUGGUCCAAUCUUUGGAGGUGGUCACGACAUCCUGAUUGCAAACAAUGCUGGUCAGUCAACAUCCUCGCACACAAAUUUCGGCAACACGUACCGUCCUCCCUCUGGUUACAAUUAUCAAGCCAGCAAUACCAGAGCAUUAUUAGCUGGUAGUUACAGCUUCACCCCAUCUGAGAUUGAAGUUUUCUAUUUUAUGUAA